Messenger RNA from Cyclopterus lumpus (lumpfish), 1708 nucleotides. RefSeq names its product synaptotagmin III (gene syt3). Gene Ontology annotation, cellular component: membrane. Gene Ontology annotation, molecular function: phosphatidylserine binding; calcium ion binding; calcium-dependent phospholipid binding. Lineage: Eukaryota; Metazoa; Chordata; Actinopteri; Perciformes; Cyclopteridae. The coding region runs from base 1 to 1692 and encodes 563 amino acids. The record is from RefSeq and is a predicted model, not a curated record. Gene Ontology annotation, biological process: calcium-ion regulated exocytosis; regulation of dopamine secretion; cellular response to calcium ion. The transcript has 10 exons.
AUGUCGGGGGACUGGGAUGAAGACCUGUGUAAGAAGGCGCUGGUGCUGGUGGAGGAGCUGUGCUUCAACUCCCCGAGAGGUUACAGCCAGAGUGAACGCUGCCAGGAGUUCAGCUACCUGCUGAGAGGUAGCAACAGACAGCUGGACACAGAGAUCUCUGUCAGUCUGCUGUCGGUCAUCGUGACAUUCUGCGGCAUCGUCCUCCUCUCCGUCUCCCUUUUCGUCUCCUGGAAGCUCUGCUGGCUGCCAUGGAGGGACAAAGAGGGCGGAGGCCUGAGCCUGACAUCGGGGCUGCUGCCUGGAAGCGCCGGUGUGGGAAGCCUCGGAGGCACCGGGGGCUCGUCACUCUUACCACCCCUGCUGCAGAGGAAGGAAGGCCACUCCUCGUCCUCGCUCUACCCCUCCCUGGGCCAGCAGGGCCAGCACCACCCCCAUUUCUCUGACCUGGUGGGGUUGGAGAGGGGGGAGGUUGGAGGGGUGGUUGGGGGGCCACAGGAGACCCAGGAGCCAUCCUACCUGGACAUGGACUCCUACCCCAACAAUGCCGGAACUCUGAAGUUGAGUCAGACGUCUCCAGAUGUCCCCAACUCAGAGGUUGGCGCCCAGCCCCAUAAAGACCUGCCCAACGCUCAUUCCCAGCAGCAGGUCACCUCCCGGCCCAAGCCCAUGACUCACCAGCUCUCCAGCCCUGAUUUCCACGGCGAGGAGAAGGAGCAGGUAACCAGCAUCGGGCAGAUCAAACCGGAGCUCUACAGGCCCAAGGGCGACCUGGGCGACGGCAAACAGGGCGACAACUGCGGCAAGAUCAGCUUCCUCCUGCGCUACGCCUUCAAUACGGAGCAAUUAGUGGUGAAGAUCCUGAAAGCUCUGGACCUGCCGGCGAAGGAUGCCAACGGCUUCUCUGACCCGUACGUGAAGAUCUACCUACUGCCAGACAGGAAGAAGAAAUACCAGACCAAGGUCCACAGAAAGACCUUAAACCCGGUGUUCAACGAGACGUUCCAGUUCGGCGUGCCGCUGAGCGAGCUACAUUCCAGGAAGCUGCAUUUCUCCGUGUACGACUUCGACCGCUUCUCCAGACACGACCUGAUCGGCCAGGUGGUGGUGGACAACCUGCUGGACUUCAGCGAGGGCAGUGGGGACAAACCCGUCUGGAGGGACAUCGUGGAGGGCACCGUGGAGAAGGCUGAUCUCGGGGAGCUUAAUUUCUCGCUGUGUUACCUGCCCACUGCAGGCAGACUGACUGCUACAGUCAUCAAGGCCACCAACCUCAAAGCCAUGGACCUGACUGGCUUCUCAGACCCGUACGUGAAGGCCUCUCUGAUCUGCGACGGGCGGAGGCUAAAGAAGAGGAAGACCUCCAUUAAGAAGAACACACUGAACCCCACGUACAACGAGGCGUUAGUGUUCGACAUCCCCAAUGAAAAUAUAGAAAGUGUAUCCAUCAUCAUUGCCGUGAUGGACUAUGACUGUAUUGGUCAUAACGAGGUUAUAGGGAUGUGCCGUGUGGGCAGCGAAGCUGACGGUCCAGGGAGGGAGCACUGGACGGCCAUGCUGGCCAAUCCACGCAAACCAAUAGAGCACUGGCAUCAGCUUGUGGAGGAAAAAGCAAUUGGUACGUUCGUGUCGAAGACUGCUACAGCCUCCUCCCCGAAGCCGAACAUCGUGGUGGACAGUCCUCACUCCGAUUAAAACUGUGAGCUUCUCC